Molecule: messenger RNA, 834 nt
Organism: Rhizoctonia solani
Lineage: Eukaryota; Fungi; Basidiomycota; Agaricomycetes; Cantharellales; Ceratobasidiaceae
Product: NmrA-like family domain-containing protein 1
Exons: 7
Coding region: 1-834 (277 amino acids)
Source: RefSeq, a predicted model, not a curated record
AUGUCUGCUAAAGUUGUCGCACUUGCUGGAGCCAACGGCUACGUCGGAAAAGCCCUUGCAGACGCAUUCCUCGACCUAAACCCGUUCCAAGUUCGUCUUUUGGUUCGCAACGAAUCUAUCAACACUACGCCGUACCAAGACUACAAGAAACGCGGCGCUUUGUUGUAUGCAGUCUCCUAUGACGAUGAAGCCAGCCUUGUCAAGGCACUAGAUGGCGUUGACGUAUUAGUUUCGAGUGUUGCAGCAGCAGCCUUGACAUCCACUCAAAAAGCGGGCGUCAAGGUUUUCUUCCCAAGUGAAUUCAGCGGAAACUUUCCGGAUGAUGUUCCUUUUACCACUUUCCGAGCAAGAAGAGAUGUUCUGGAGAGUGCCAAAGAGCACGGGCUCCCUGUGGCCAGGCUCAACACUGGUGGAUUUCCAGAGUACAUAUUUGAGCUUCCCCUCGGUCUCAGAUUUGCUGACAAGAAGAUUACGAUUUGGGGAGAAGGGAACACCAAGGUCUCAUGGACAACUAUGAAAUCGGUUGCAGACUGGCUUGCAAACGUCCUCAAGUCCGUUCCAGUAACAGAGCUUCAGAACAAGGACAUCGCGAUUCAAGGGAGCUCCUUAACAUUGAAUGAAAUAGUCAAAACUCUGGGAGCAAAACACAACGUGAGAGAAGCUCCAAGUCGAUACCGGCCCUUGAAAGAGAUGGAGGAUCGCAUUGCUGCAGAUCCGACUGAUUUGUUGGCAUUUUUGGUUCGUGGAUUCGAAGUUGGUCACGGAAACAUUGGCGGAGAAGGCAAUGGGCUUUACCCUGAUUGGAAGCCCGAGUCUGUAGAGAGCGUUCUUUGA